AUGGCCAAAUCCUCGGAUCCAACUCCAGCCCGAUCCCACGCCCUUUCCAUCCCCGAGAUCUUCGAACUCAUCCUCCUCCAUCUGGACAUCCGGACCCUUCUCACAAAAGCAACUCGAGUAUGCCGCGCCUGGUCCCAUUUUAUCAACGACUCUCGACCCCUUCAGUGGGCUCUAUUCUUCCGACCCCUCGACAAUCCCCUCAACAAAGCCAAAAUCCAGAACCCACUGCUAGCCGAGGCGUUCCCCUCGGUUUUCCGUCAGUCUAGCAGCAAUCGUGAUGGAACCCCCAAUCAUAAGCACAACGGCAAUUCCAAUCGCAAUUCUAUCCCGGAACUCACAUUUACCACUUUUGACAUGGUCCGCAGACCCCGCAAGCUGAACGCCUACAUCCGACCCGAAGCCAGCUGGCGCCGCAUGCUAGUCCAGCAACCCCCUGUGUAUACGCUGGCGUUGUUGCGGAGUAGUGUAGGUCAUGGCGGGCAAUGCCUGUAUCAUUACACGGCGUUAGAUGACCAAAAAGAACUAGUUGACGGACUGCGGAUGGACAUCAUCCUCGAGGCGCUGGUUUUCAGCGAAAUGUGGGACCAGUAUGAAUACUCCGAUACGGAGAUGAUCUGGGGUCUGGAAGGCCUGUCUAAACGUGUUCGAGGCGACUUGGAGCUGUUUGGCGUGAAGAAUCUUGACUUGGUGUUUUAUACUUAUUACGGGGUAACAGGAAUGGGUCGCGGUGGAUAUGAGCCAAGUUCCGAGCGCGAUGUCGUGAAGAAUGUUAAAGAUGAGUAUAUCAGGCUGGGGAUAGAACCAAAGUACUCCGAGAAGGCUUUUAUCAAGACGCGCAAGUCUUGGGGGUCGCUUUGGGAUUAA
Penicillium paradoxum is the source of this 864-nucleotide messenger RNA. Its product is annotated as F-box protein. The record is from RefSeq and is a predicted model, not a curated record. NCBI's taxonomy places the organism in Eukaryota, Fungi, Ascomycota, Eurotiomycetes, Eurotiales, Aspergillaceae. The transcript has 2 exons. The coding region runs from base 1 to 864 and encodes 287 amino acids. Gene Ontology annotation, molecular function: protein binding.